This is a messenger RNA of Rotaria sp. Silwood2, 204 nucleotides long. The record is from the annotation of a GenBank genome assembly. Lineage: Eukaryota; Metazoa; Rotifera; Eurotatoria; Philodinida; Philodinidae.
AUGAGUUAUUCUCUCCCACGAAAAGGUAGCGAUAUUGCAAAUGAAAAAUUACGUGAAAUGGGCGCUGGUACAACUGUGGAACAUCAAGAUGGUUCAACAAAUAGUGAUACAAGAUCAGUAGAAUCCAAAGAUCGUGUUAAUUCUUCUUUGGCUGGUUGUAUGACUAUUGAUCCUCCGAUCAACGGUAACGAAGCAACAAAAUGA